AAUAAGGAAAAUCCAGCUCUGGACUUUCUGCUAAUAACUAGACCAACUACUCUCAUCUUUCCUUCUGAUUCUUACUUAUUGCUUUCACAGCCUCAGAUCUGAGCUUCAUGCUUUCACUCAAACUCACGCGCCUUCUUCUCUUCAGCUUCAACCUCUGAAUACUAAGGAUUUUGACCAUAAAUCCAACUUCUGAUUGUAGAAAUUAAGAGAGGAUUGAUAUCAUUUUUUUCAUGGCAAAAUCAAGGCAACAUUUUUCUUCCCAAGAUGCAUCAUUGUCACCUCCUGCUGUAAGGUCCAGAGAAUGGGAGGGUCCAUCGAGAUGGACAGAGUACUUAGGUCCUGACAUGACUUCUCCAAUGUCAUCAAGAACCUCUAGAAAUGGUAGUCUUGAUGGACAAAGCCAGGGUAGUUCAGGUGGAUCCCACAAGGGUUUGAACUUGCAGUGGGUGGUCCAACUUAUUGAAGUGGCCGAUGGAUUAAUGGCCAAGAUGUAUCGAUUUAACCAAAUACUGGACUACCCUGAUCCAGUAGGUCAUGUGUUUUCUGAAGCAUUCUGGAAAUCAGGGGUGUUCCCAAUCCAUCCAAGGAUAUGUUUAUUACUAUCAAAAAAGUUUCCAGAGCACUUUAGCAAGUUGCAACUUGACCGAGUGGAUAAAGCUGCUUUGGAUGCCAUGCAUGACAGUGCAGAAGUUCAUUUACAGAGCUUGGAACCAUGGAUUCAGUUGCUUCUUGACUUGCUGGCAUUUCGGGAACAAGCUCUUCGACUUAUAUUGGAUCUAAGUAGUACUGUUAUUACUCUCUUGCCUCAUCAGAACUCACUUAUACUACAUGCUUUUAUGGAUGUCUUCUGUUCCUUUGUCCGCGUUAACCUUUUCUCUGAGAAGAUGCCGAGAAAAAUGAUGCUGCAAGUGUAUAAUCUUUUGCAUGCCAUGUCAAGAAAUGACCGAGACUUUGAUUAUUAUCAUCGGUUGAUUAUGUUUAUAGACUCAUAUGAUCCACCAUUGAAAGGGUUACAAGAAGACUUAAAUUUUGUUAGCCCACGUAUUGGGGAGGUAUUGGAGGCUGUUGGUCCUAUUAUUUUCUUAUCUACAGAUACAAGGAAGCUGAGGAAUGAGGGAUUUUUGAGUCCAUAUCAUCCUCGAUACCCAGACAUACUCACAAAUAGUGCUCAUCCCAUGAGAGCCCAAGAUCUUGCAAAUGUUACUUCUUAUCGAGAAUGGGUAUUACUUGGAUAUCUUGUUUGCCCUGAUGAGCUGCUUCGCGUUACUAGCAUUGAUAUUGCCCUGGUUGUACUGAAGGAAAAUUUAGUUCUUACACUGUUCAGAGAUGAGUAUAUACCAUUGCAUGAGGAUUAUCAGUUAUAUGUUUUGCCACGAAUAUUAGAAUCGAAAAAGAUGGCAAAAUCUGGACGGACAAAGCAAAAGGAAGCAGAUUUGGAGUAUAGUGUGGCAAAACAGGUUGAGAAAAUGCUAAGUGAGGUUCAUGAGCAAGCAAUUUUAUCAUGUGAUGUGAUACACCGUGAGAGGAGAAUAUUGUUAAAGCAAGAAAUUGGAAGGAUGGUAAUAUUUUUCACUGAUCAGCCAAGUUUAUUGGCUCCAAACAUCCAGAUGGUGUUUUCUGCUUUGGCUUUAGCUCAAUAUGAGGUGAUCUGGUACUUCCAACAUAUUGGAGUUGCAACAUCAAAAUCUAAAGCUGCUCGAAUUGUACCAGUGGACAUAGAUCCAAAUGAUCCAACUAUUGGAUUCUUGUUAGAUGGAAUGGAUCAUCUAUGCUGUCUAGUGCGCAAAUAUAUUGCAGCAAUUCGAGGUUAUGCAUUAUCAUAUCUCUCGUCCUGUGCUGGUAGAAUCCGGUUUUUACUUGGAACUCCUGGAAUGGUGGCCCUUGACCUUGACUCAACUUUGAAAGGACUUUUUCAGCAGAUAAUUCAGAAACUUGAAAACAUACCAAAACCACAGGGUGAAAACGUAUCUGCCAUCACAUGUGAUCUAUCUGACUUCCGUAAGGAUUGGUUAUCAAUAUUGAUGAUUGUCACAUCUGCUCGGUCAUCUAUUAACAUAAGACAUUUGGAGAAAGCUACUGUCUCCACAGGAAAGGAAGGAUUACUAUCUGAAGGAAAUGCGGCAUACAAUUGGUCCAGAUGUGUGGAUGAACUGGAGUCUCAGUUAUCGAAGCAUGGAAGUCUCAGAAAGCUGUAUUUCUACCACCAACAUCUCACCGCGGUUUUCAGGAACACUAUGUUUGGUCCAGAAGGACGUCCUCAGCAUUGCUGUGCAUGGCUUGGUGUGGCAAGUAGUUUUCCAGAGUGUGCUUCUCCAAUUGUUCCUGAAGAGGUUACUAAAAUUGGACGAGAUGCAGUUCUAUACGUUGAGUCUCUUAUAGAAUCCAUCAUGGGAGGAUUGGAGGGACUGAUCAACAUUCUUGAUUCUGAAGGAGGAUUUGGUGCUUUAGAGAUUCAGCUUCUUCCUGAGCAGGCAGCUCUUUAUUUGAAUAAUGCAUCAAGAGUUUCAAUUCCUUCUGCAAAAUCUCCAAAAAUGGCGGCUGGAUUUCCGUUGCCUGGUCGUGAGAGCUAUCCUGAAAAUAAUAAUUCUAUUAAAAUGUUAGAAGCUGCAAUGCAGAGAUUGACCAACUUAUGCUCAGUUUUGAAUGAUAUGGAGCCUAUAUGUGUUCUUAAUCAUGUGUUUGUUCUAAGGGAGUACAUGAGGGAAUGCAUUCUUGGGAAUUUCAAGAGGAGAAUACUUGCUGUACUGAAAACUGAUAAUGAUCUUCAACGGCCUUCCAUUUUGGAAUCAAUUAUUCGGAGACACAUGAGCAUUGUCCACCUGGCAGAACAGCAUAUUAGCAUGGACUUAACCCAGGGUAUUCGAGAAGUCUUACUAACAGAGGCGUUCACUGGACCAGUUUCUUCUCUGCAUGCGUUUGAUAAACCAGCAGAGCAACUCACUGGAUCAGCAACUGAAGUUGUUUGCAACUGGUACAUAGACAAUAUUGUCAAAGAUAUAUCUGGUGCAGGAAUCCUGUUUACACCAAUGCACAAAUGCUUCAAAAGCACAAGGCCUGUUGGUGGAUAUUUUGCUGAGUCGGUCACUGAUCUCAGAGAAUUGCAAGCCUUCAUCCGACUUUUUGGUGGUUAUGGGGUGGAUAGGCUGGACAGAAUGAUGAAAGAUCAUACAGCUGCUCUUUUAAACUGCAUUGACACAUCAUUGCGUUCAAAUCGUGAGCUGUUGGAGGCAGUUGCUGUCAGCAUGCAUAAUGGUGACCGAACAGAAAGAGAGGCCAUUUUGAAGCAGAUAGUGGAUUUGGACACACUAAUUGGAUUUUGCAUUGAGGCAGGCCAAGCGCUAGCUUUUGAUAACCUUCUAGCUGAAGCUGCUGGAACUGUUCUAGAAGAAGGUGCACCAUUGAUAUACUCUUUACUUGCUGGGGUGGUUAAGCAUAUACCUGAAGAACUACCUGAAAAGAAGGAAAUCAGGAGGCUGAAGGGAGUGGCAAACAGUGUUGGUGUGGUUGCUGAUCAUGAUUCUGAGUGGGUAAGAUCAAUUUUGGAGGAGGUUGGAGGUGCACAUGAUGAUUCAUGGAGUUUGUUGCCUUACUUGUUUGCAAGCUUCAUGACCUCCAGUAUAUGGAACACCACUGGCUUCAAUGUUGACACUGGAGGUUUCAACAACAAUAUCCAUUGUUUGGCAAGGUGCAUUCAUGCUGUGAUUGCAGGACGUGAGUAUGUUAGAUUGGAACGGGAAUAUCACCAGAGACAGGCUCUCUCAAAUGGCCAUGCUGGUGAACCUUUGGAUCCUGAUAUCGAAAGCCGUGUUUCAGCGGAAGCUAGCAUCAAGUCUGCAAUGCAGGUUUUUGUUAAAUUCUCUGCAGGAAUAAUACUAGACUCUUGGAGUGAAGCUAACAGAUCUCAUAUGGUGGCCAAGCUUAUAUUUCUGGACCAACUUUGUGAGAUAUCGCCAUUCCUUCCCAGAAGUUCUCUUGAACCCCAUGUUCCUUAUGCCAUUCUCCGAUCAAUAUAUAGUCAGUACUACACAAAUUCCCCAUCCAUCCCAAUGGCAUUACUAAGUGUAUCACCCCGCCAUUCACCCGCUGUAUCAUUAGCACAUGCCUCUCCCAUAACAAGGCAGCCGCGCGGAGAUUCAACUCCACAGUAUAGUUCUAAUGAUUCCAGCUAUUUUAGGGGAUCAUCAUCCCAUAACCAGGAUCACUUCUAUGAUCCCAAUAGUGGAAACAUAAAGAGCAGUGAAGGUAGGCACCGGAAUGUUCGCCGUUCAGGGCCACUUGAUUACAGUUCAAGCCGUAGCAAAGCUAAGUUUGUUGAAGGCUCAUCUUCUGGGAGCACAGGUCCCAGUCCUCUACCAAGGUUUGCAGUAUCAAGGUCCGGUCCUAUAUCAUAUAAGUAGGAAGACAUGACAAGCACCAACGGUAAAUUAUCGACUUAUCAUGUCAGAUUUAGUACAUGUAAUCACGUGACGCUUCCUCAUAUAAAUUUUGCAAAAAAUGUAUGUAGAUUUACUGCACCACUUCGCAUCAGAACUUGGAACUAGAAUCUGAAUUUGUACGGACAAGUUCCUAUCCAAUCGGUUUUGGUUCCAGUUCUGGGUAUCUGGCACUGUUCCAAAAUCAAUAUUAAUAACAAUUAUGUUUAUUUUA
Molecule: messenger RNA, 4647 nt
Organism: Mangifera indica (mango)
Lineage: Eukaryota; Viridiplantae; Streptophyta; Magnoliopsida; Sapindales; Anacardiaceae
Product: protein NAP1
Exons: 24
Coding region: 231-4397 (1388 amino acids)
Biological process (GO): cell projection assembly; cell morphogenesis; cortical actin cytoskeleton organization
Cellular component (GO): SCAR complex
Source: RefSeq, a predicted model, not a curated record